Messenger RNA from Porites evermanni, 2720 nucleotides. NCBI's taxonomy places the organism in Eukaryota, Metazoa, Cnidaria, Anthozoa, Scleractinia, Poritidae. The record is from the annotation of a GenBank genome assembly.
AUGAAGUUCAGCAGCAAUCUCUGCGACGAUGUCUGGGCACCGUACGCUACCUCAGUCACAACAGCAAGCGUUUCGGCCAUUUUGUGCGUAGCAACCGUCCCAGGAAACUUGCUGAUCUGCUGGGCAAUCAUUAAAGACCCGAACAGGGAACUGAAAUCAUCUUUCAACUAUUUGGUUCUGAACCUUGCAAUAGCCGACUCCUUUAUUGGAAUUGUUACUGAACCCGUUUUUGUGUGGUACCACAGCGCUGAAGCGAUGCACCAUCAAGUCUUAGGCUUGCGUUGGGUAGUGUAUAUGUCAUAUUUCAUGUCCUCUACUGCUUCUGUGUUGAGCAUAGCUGCAUUNUACUGAAGCCCUUGUAAUUUCAAAAAGCCCCAAGUUGCCCUAGGAUGACCGAUAUUAUAGCGCCGCCUAGGAUAGCGUAAAAAGUGUUUUCAAUGUAUUUACGAGGAAACCGUCGUUGGGUGCCCCUAAUUGCUAUUGUCUUGUCGUGGUUAUGUUUUGGGUAUGCUAGGUUUUUAAUGAAACUGAGGAAAUUUUGGCUUCCCGAUUGUUUUUGAGGACAAUAUCAAACAUGUAGCUAAAGCGAUGCGUGAUAACUAAAAGCAGCAAUUUUUACCUUCUUUGUCAAGAAUAUCAACCUAAACUUGUGUUACAAGAAUGACAAUAAUUUCACCAUAGUUGGGAAAAGACUGAAAAGGUCUGAUUUGUUCUAAUUGUCGCGUUCAUUUUUUUUUUCUUGCCGUCUUUUUUACCUUAAUUUAAGAUUCGAUAGAUUUAGAUGCUUAAACCCGGCGAACAAUUACCUCAAUUCCAAUUGCAAUUACAAGUACCGGAAGAUGGCACAAAUGCUUUUAACAAUAACAACCCGCAAUUCAUUUGAUUUCAUUUGUAAUUUUUUUUUUUCACUUUUUAAUUUUACGCCAAGUUGACAUAAUUGUGCAUUGAAAUUGUCAAUUGCGAUGUUAUUCUUUAAAGCGAAAUGUAGCGAGGCCUUUUGUAAAAAAUAAUUAGAAGAAUGGAUUUUCUGCUAUUUGGGCUUGCUACAACGCUUCACAUAACUACUUCGAGUUUGAUGAAAUUCGAGUCAUAUGUCUCCAUUUACCAAUAUGUUCGCCAUGCAUAAGGGAUUCUUAUUAUUAAACUGUUUAUUUUACUCCGUUGCUUUUAGAUCUGUCGAGGUAAAUCUUUUUUUUCACAAGCUGACGUAAACUGAGGCGUUGUUUGAAUAUAUUGAUGUAUUUUUAACUCUCAGGAAAUAGAUUAGUUUUCUUCUCGGUAUGGGUCUUGACUCAGAUUCAUAUUACAUAGGAAAUUGUUUACCACAUUUCUAUAUUUAUCAUAAGAAAAUUGUUUUAACGCGAAUUGUCUACAUAGAUAUCAAGCUGUCAAAAAAAGCAUCUGCUUUAAAAUACAUUAUCGGGACAUUUUGUUGAAACAUCGAAAACCUUCAUGCCGAGAAAGAAUGCUGACUAAGAAGCAAGACCUGCCCUGGUACGUGUCUUAUUUUUGCUGUAAAAGGCUUUUAAGAAUGAACAGAGAAUCUAUGUAGAAUUCAUGUUUGUGUUUGAAAGUGCUUCUUUGCCAAAAAAAAAGCAAACAAAUACAGACACGUAUCCGUAGUUUUUAUUUUUCACUCUUGAAUUUUUGUUCAUCCUCUAGCAAUUUUUUGUUAGCUAUAAGCAAGCUUUUUGCUUCAUCUUCUAGGGGGUUUCCACGCACUAGCUGGGACGGUUACACAGAAGUAAAAGAAUUGGUGUAAAAAAAAAAAAUCGCAAUUUACCCGCUUGCGACAGGUGACAGGAACUAGUAGCUGUUCGAGUUGAAUACUAUUUAUUUUCAAGGAAGCGAUGAAGUUCAGCAGCAAUCUCUGCGACGAUGUCUGGGCACCGUACGCUACCUCAGUCACAACAGCAAGCGUUUCGGCCAUUUUGUGCGUAGCAACCGUCCCAGGAAACUUGCUGAUCUGCUGGGCAAUCAUUAAAGACCCGAACAGGGAACUGAAAUCAUCUUUCAACUAUUUGGUUCUGAACCUUGCAAUAGCCGACUCCUUUAUUGGAAUUGUUACUGAACCCGUUUUUGUGUGGUACCACAGCGCUGAAGCGAUGCACCAUCAAGUCUUAGGCUUGCGUUGGGUAGUGUAUAUGUCAUAUUUCAUGUCCUCUACUGCUUCUGUGUUGAGCAUAGCUGCAUUGGCCACAGACCGCUAUAUAACAGUGACUUCUAUAACCACCAGAAAGCUGUCUUCUUCGCAAGUUAUCGCUGCAUCUGUUGCAAUAUGGGUUUUUUCAGGAGGCUUGCCUUUUCUCUACUUCGUGGCUGGAUUUUACACGUUAGCGUUUAUUUUCGCUAACACUACAAUAAUAUUAACGAUGGCGUUAUUAGUUUUUUAUUUCGUUCGCAUUUUUCGGAGACUAAACGCUCAUGCAAGGCAUAUGAGAUCAGUUCUUGGUCACGGAACUACUCGUAAAGGGCUUCACGUAGAAAAAAAGGCCACAAAAUGUUUCUUUCUUAUCUUAGUUUCGUUCUUUUUGUGUAGUUUUCCAUCUUGUGUGAUGAUUUAUGUUAUCAACCUCUGCAGCACAUGUAGCUGUGUGCUAAUACACUGGUUUAGGGAUCUCCAAUACCUACUUGUGCUGGUUAACUCCGCUUUUAACCAGUUUUUAUAUGCGUGGCGGAUGGGUGGUUUUCGCAGGGCGUUUGGUCGGAUCCAUCCGAUC